UGGUCUCUGGUCCUGCUGGUCAUCGCUGCGGCUCUCUUCACAUACAUCGCCCUGUUACUGGUGUUGGCAGUGUGUCUGCUGUCUGAGGGUCAGAGGCUCUACCUUCACUGGAGCCACAAGACUGGCAUCAUGGUGACUCUGGUGUUCUCCGUCACGGCCACCGGCAUCCUGUCUGACCUCUGGAGCAAAGAGUGGAAGACUCUCCAGCUCUCCCUGCAGGUGACGGCUCCUUUCCUCCAUGUGGCUGCUGUCUCACUCAUGGCUGUCCUCUCCUGGCCGACUGCUUUGCACUUUUUCCGCAUGAACAAGAGAGUUCGGCAAGUCGUGGUCCUGGGUCUCUACCUGUCCGUGCUGUUCUCUCUCUACCUGGUUCCCCUGGGGAUGUACUCGCCCUGCAUCAAAGAGGCGGAAACCCUGGGUCCUGCCCCCGCCCUCAUCGGCCACAGAGGAGCUCCCAUGCUCGCUCCAGAAAACACCUUGAUGUCAUUUGAAAAGGCAGUUGAAGCUGGAGGAGAAGGCCUGGAGACGGACGUCACAAUAAGUUACGACGGCGUUCCCUUCCUGAUGCACGAUUCCACCCUGAGGAGGACCACCAACAUCGCCGAGGUUUUCCCCAAUCGGAGCCACCUCGACGCCUCCAUGUUCACCUGGGCCGAGCUGCAGCAGCUGAACGCUGGCAGCUGGUUCUUAUCGAGGGAUCCGUUUGGUACCGCGUCGUCCCUGUCUGAGGUGGAUCGCUCUCAGGCCCAAAACCAGUCCGUUCCCUCCUUGGCCCAGUUUCUGGAGGUAGCGGCUGCCAGCAGCAAACUGGUGCUGUUUGACCUGCGCAGGCCACCACACGGACAUCCUUACAGGCGGUCCUACAUCAACACGACUCUGAAGGUCAUACAGGCCCACAUCAACUCCUCACAGGUGCUGUGGCUGCCGUCUGAAGACAGGGAGCUGGUCUACGGUCUGGACCCAGAGCUGCAGCAGACCUCUGGAGUAAAAGCCUCCAUCCAGCAACUGACAGACGAUCACAUCUCAAGGCUGAACCUGCACUACAGCACCAUGUCCCAGCAGCAGAUCUGUAAAUACCAGUCGGUGAACAUCAGCACCAACCUGUACGUGAUCAGCCAGCCGUGGCUCUACACGCUGGCCUGGUGUGCCGGCGCUCAGUCCGUCACCACCAACUCCGUCCACAUCCUGUCCGGCAUCAGCAAGCCCCUCUUCCUCAUGACUGCAGAGGAAUACACUCUCAUGUGGAUUCUCACCGAUUCUGUGUCCGCCUUCCUCAUCUUUGCAAUUUUUACCUUCCACUGGUGGAGAGAGAGAGGCCUGCCCUUCGUGUCCGGCAGCCGUCAGACCCACGAGAACGGACCCUACAGCAAAUUCAGAACCGACUCUGCAGAGGUCGUCUGUAUUGGCUGGAACCCGCUCCACUUUGACCCCCCCGCUGCAGCUACCAUCGCCCUCCCCCUGGUCUUCAACCCAUGACCCCCUGCAUGCCAUCUCAUCCAUUCAGGAACGCUGUAUGCUUCAUAGCUGAGUGACGUCUGGUCCAUCUCCAGCGUGAACGGCCGACCCGACCUUCGGAGCGCGCCCGGUUCCCCCAGUAGCCCUCACCUGCCCACCAUUACAGAGGAGUGACAGACGAGGC
This is a messenger RNA of Fundulus heteroclitus (mummichog), 1639 nucleotides long. RefSeq names its product glycerophosphodiester phosphodiesterase domain containing 4a (gene gdpd4a). Gene Ontology annotation, molecular function: glycerophosphodiester phosphodiesterase activity. NCBI's taxonomy places the organism in Eukaryota, Metazoa, Chordata, Actinopteri, Cyprinodontiformes, Fundulidae. The coding region runs from base 130 to 1476 and encodes 448 amino acids. The transcript is spliced from 14 exons. Gene Ontology annotation, cellular component: membrane. The record is from RefSeq and is a predicted model, not a curated record. Gene Ontology annotation, biological process: lipid metabolic process.